This is a messenger RNA of Elgaria multicarinata webbii, 960 nucleotides long. RefSeq names its product olfactory receptor 4Q3-like. Gene Ontology annotation, cellular component: plasma membrane. The transcript has a single exon. Gene Ontology annotation, biological process: G protein-coupled receptor signaling pathway. The record is from RefSeq and is a predicted model, not a curated record. NCBI's taxonomy places the organism in Eukaryota, Metazoa, Chordata, Lepidosauria, Squamata, Anguidae. Bases 1 to 960 code for a protein of 319 amino acids. Gene Ontology annotation, molecular function: G protein-coupled receptor activity; olfactory receptor activity.
AUGAAUGGAACCACCAUUUCGGAGUUCAUUCUGUUGGGCUUCUCCUUCCCCCACACUUCCCAGGUCUUCCUUUUCACCCUGGUCAUGAGCUGCUACAUCAUCAUCUUUCUGGGCAACUUCUUGAUCAUGGCAACUGUGAUGUCUGAGCCCCAACUCCAACACUGCCCCAUGUAUUUCUUUCUUGCCAACCUGAGCCUGACUGACGUGGCCAUGGGUUCAGUCAUAGCCCCAAAGUUUGCACUGGAUCUGUUGAACUCUGGCCAUACGAUUUCCUAUGGAGGGUGCAUGGCCCAGCUCUUUUUCCUACAUGUCUUUGGGGGUGCAGAGAUGCUCCUUCUCACCCUCAUGGCCUAUGAUCGCUACUUGGCCAUCUGCCACCCAUUAAGGUACACAGUCAUCAUGGACCAGCAGUGUUGCCUCAGGCUUCUUAUGGGCUGCUGGAUAGGGGGCCUCAUUCAUUCUACUAUCCAGAUGAUUACAGUAGCUCAUCUACCCUUCUGUGGGCCCAAUGUCCUAGACAACUUCUACUGUGAUGUCCCACAGGUGAUCAAGCUGGCCUGCACAGACACCUAUACCUUUGACAUUCUCAUGAUACUCAACAGUAGCCUGUUAACUCUACCAUGUUUUCUGAUCUUGCUGCUUUCUUACAUCAUAAUCCUGGUCACCAUCUGUGGUCAUUUUGGGAAGGGUGAUGGCAGAAAGAUUCUAUCCACCUGUUCCUCCCAUUUGACGGUGGUCAGCCUCUUCUAUGUGCCCUGCAUCAUAGUUUAUGUGAAUCCCAACACUCAAAUGAACAAAUUGGCUUCCUUGUUCUAUGUGGUGGCCACCCCUGCCCUCAAUCCCUUUAUCUACACAUUGAGGAACCAAGAAGUAAAGGCAUCCAUGAAGAAGUUGAAGCACAAGUGUAAAUCUCUUUUGAUGCUUCAGCAGUACAGGUGUGAAAGAAACUGUUGUGUGUAA